AUGGCAGACUGGGUUGGCUCCACGGCUGUCCAGGUGACGUCAGCUGAGCGCACAAGAGUCCUGGGCCAGACCGUGUUCCUGAACGACAUUUACUACGCUUCUGAAAUAGAAGAAAUCUGCCUUGUGGAUGAAAACCAGUUCACCUUAACCAUUGCCAACCAGGGCACCCCUCUGACUUUCAUGCACCAGGAGUGCGAAGCUAUUGUACAGUCUAUCAUUCAUAUACGGACACGAUGGGAGUUAUCCCAGCCCGACUCUAUACCGCAACAUACGAAAAUCCGUCCCAAGGAUGUGCCCGGAACCCUGCUGAACAUCGCGCUGCUUAAUCUAGGGAGCUCAGACCCAAGUCUACGGUCUGCGGCCUAUAAUCUUCUCUGUGCCUUAACUUGUACUUUUAAUUUAAAGAUUGAAGGCCAAUUACUGGAAACAUCAGGUCUUUGUAUCCCUGCAAACAACACUCUUUUCAUUGUCUCCAUUAGUAAAACUCUGGCAGCUAACGAGCCCCACCUUACCCUAGAGUUUUUGGAAGAAUGCAUUUCUGGAUUUAGCAAGUCUAGUAUUGAACUAAAACAUCUCUGCCUGGAAUAUAUGACUCCCUGGUUAUUGAAUCUGGUCCGCUUUUGCAAACAUAAUGAUGAUGCUCGGCGCCAGCGAGUCACAGCGAUUCUUGAUAAGCUUAUCACAAUGACAAUAAAUGAGAAACAGAUGUAUCCUUCCAUUCAAGCCAAGAUAUGGGGUAGUUUGGGACAGAUAACUGAUCUCCUUGACGUGGUGUUGGACAGUUUUAUCAAAACCAGUGCCACAGGAGGAUUGGGGUCCAUCAAAGCAGAGGUCAUGGCAGAUACAGCUGUUGCCCUGGCUUCUGGAAACGUGAAGCUGGUUUCCAGCAAAGUGAUUGGACGGAUGUGCAAAAUAAUCGACAAGACCUGCCUCUCUCCAACUGCCACGUUAGAGCAGCACCUCAUGUGGGACGACAUUGCCAUUCUGGCCCGUUACAUGCUGAUGCUGUCUUUUAACAAUUCCCUCGAUGUGGCCGCACACCUCCCCUACCUCUUCCACGUUGUUACUCUGUUGGUGGCUACCGGCCCUCUUUCUCUCAGAGCUUCCACCCACGGCCUGGUCAUCAACAUCAUUCAUUCUCUGUGCACUUGUUCACAACUUCACUUUAGUGAGGAAACGAAGCAGGUUUUGAGGCUAAGUUUAACGGAGUUCUCAUUGCCCAAAUUCUACUUGCUGUUUGGAAUUAGCAAAGUGAAAUCUGCAGCGGUCAUUGCAUUCCGAUCCAGCUAUCGGGACCGGUCAUUCUCUCCUGGCUCCUAUGAGAGAGAAACAUUUGCAUUGACAUCUCUGGAAACAGUCACAGAAGCAUUGCUGGAAAUUAUGGAGGUAUGUAUGGCAAGGACAUCAAGAUACGAGUGUACAAGCAUGAAGGAAACGAAGCAGGUUUUGAGGCUAAGUUUAACGGAGUUCUCAUUGCCCAAAUUCUACUUGCUGUUUGGAAUUAGCAAAGUGAAAUCUGCAGCGGUCAUUGCAUUCCGAUCCAGCUAUCGGGACCGGUCAUUCUCUCCUGGCUCCUAUGAGAGAGAAACAUUUGCACUGACAUCUCUGGAAACAGUCACAGAAGCAUUGCUGGAAAUUAUGGAGGGUCUGGAGAGCUGCUUGAAAGGGCCAGACAACUACAACAGCCAAGUUCUGAUAGAGGCCACCGUCAUAGCCCUGACUAAGCUCCAGCCGCUCCUCAACAAGGACUCACCUCUGCACAAGGUGCUAUUUUGGGUGGCCAUGGCAGUUCUACAGCUGGAUGAGGUCAAUCUGUAUUCCGCAGGCACAGCUUUACUUGAGCAGAACCUUCACACUUUGGACAACCUCCGGGUAUUUAAUGAUAAAAGCCCUGAGGAAGUCUUCAUGGAGAUCAGGAGGCCUCUGGAGUGGCACUGUAAGCAGAUGGACCACUUUGUGGGACUCAAUUUCAACUCCAACUUCAACUUUGCACUUGUGGGACAUCUGCUAAAAGGUUACCGGCAUCCCUCACCGACCAUAGUAGCAAGAACAGUAAGGAUUCUGCACACACUCCUUGCUCUGGUUAACAAACAUAGGAACUGUGAUAAGUUUGAGGUGAAUACCCAGAGUGUGGCUUACCUUGCAGCUCUGCUGACUAUGUCCGAGGAAGUCAGAAGCCGGUGCAGCUUAAAGCAUAGGAAAUCGCUCCUCUUGACAGAUAUUUCAAUGGAAAACGUUCCUAUGGAGACAUACCCCAUACACCACAAUGAAGCCAGUUGUAGGACACUAAGAGAAAACCAGCCCUGGUCUUCUCCCAAGAACUCUGACAGACAUCUCGCUGCUAGUUACCCAACUGUUGGGCAGAUCAGUCCCCGCACAAGGAAAUCCAUGAGCCUGGAUAUGGGACAGCCUUCUCAAGCCAACACUAAAAAGCUGCUAGGUACCCGAAAAAGUUUUGACCACUUAGUAUCGGACACAAAAGCCCCUAAAAGACAAGAAAUGGAAUCCGGGAUCACCACGCCUCCAAAAAUGAGAAGAGUAGCAGAAAAUGAUUAUGAAAUGGAAACACAAAGGAUAUCACCCCAACAGCAUCCCCAUCUCCGUAAAGUAUCUGUGUCCGAGUCUAAUGUCCUCCUGGAUGAGGAAGUCCUCACUGAUCCCAAAAUCCAAGCUUUGCUGCUGACGGUCCUUGCAACGUUGGUAAAGUACACAGCAGAUGAGUUUGACCAGCGAAUCCUGUAUGAGUAUUUAGCAGAAGCCAGUGUGGUUUUCCCAAAGGUCUUUCCUGUUGUGCACAAUUUAUUGGACUUCAAGAUAAAUACUCUCUUAUCGCAAUGUCAGGAUCCAAAUUUAUUGAAUCCCAUUCAUGGGAUUGUUCAGAGUGUGGUUUACCACGAAGAAUCUCCACCACAGUACCAGACGUCUUAUCUGCAGAGUUUUGGAUUUAACGGCUUGUGGAGGUUUGCAGGACCAUUUUCUAAGCAAAGUCAAAUACCCGACUACGCUGAGCUGAUUGUGAAGUUCCUUGACGCCUUGAUCGACACCUACUUGCCUGGAAUGGAUGAGGAGAUCAGUGAAGAAUCCCUUCUAACCCCAACCUCUCCUUACCCUCCUGCAGUGCAGAGUCAGCUCAGCAUCACUGCAAACCUGAACCUUUCCAAUUCCAUGACCUCACUUGCAACUUCCCAGCAUUCCCCAGGAAUCGACAAAGAGAACGUGGAACUUUCUCCAACGGCCGCACACUCCAACAGCGGAAGGACUCGUCAUGGCUCAGCUAGCCAAGUGCAGAAGCAACGGAGCACCGGCAGUUUCAAACGCCACAACAUUAAGAAGAUGGUGUGA
This is a messenger RNA of Protobothrops mucrosquamatus (brown spotted pit viper), 3342 nucleotides long. It is a transcript of the gene NF1, whose product is annotated as neurofibromin 1. The transcript has 21 exons. The coding region runs from base 1 to 3342 and encodes 1113 amino acids. The record is from RefSeq and is a predicted model, not a curated record. Lineage: Eukaryota; Metazoa; Chordata; Lepidosauria; Squamata; Viperidae.